Molecule: messenger RNA, 2403 nt
Organism: Macadamia integrifolia
Lineage: Eukaryota; Viridiplantae; Streptophyta; Magnoliopsida; Proteales; Proteaceae
Product: L-type lectin-domain containing receptor kinase IV.1-like
Exons: 1
Coding region: 152-2155 (667 amino acids)
Biological process (GO): protein phosphorylation
Cellular component (GO): plasma membrane
Molecular function (GO): carbohydrate binding; protein kinase activity; ATP binding
Source: RefSeq, a predicted model, not a curated record
AGUGUCAGCCUGCCAUCAUAGUGUCAGCCUGCCUUCAUUGACCAUGAUUUCAAUCAAUUCGAUCGUAAGUUCAAGCUAAUCAGUAUUUUGAUUUAGAAAGAAGGCUGUAUUCUCUUUCACGGAGUAAGUGAAUGCCCAAAUCUUGUAUGCAAUGUUCAUCAAUUUCGUGGUUUUGUUCCUUCUCCUUGGGCUGAGAUCUGAAGCAUCACAACAAGAUGAUAUAGAUUUCACCUACAAUGGAUUUCAAGGAGUUGACAUGAGCUUGGACGGGGUAGCUCAGAUUACAAACGAUGGCCUCCUAAUGGUUGUAAACACUAGUAUGCAACAGAAGGGUCAUGCCUUCUACCCUCAUCCAAUUCACUUCAUGAAUUCAUCUUCAGGUAGUGUUUUCUCCUUCUCCACUACCUUUGUAUUUGCCAUGUUCUCUGAAUUUGCGGUAAGUGAUCCUGGAAUGGCAUUCAUAAUUGCACAUUCAAGAGACUUCUCAAGUGCUUGGCCAAGUAUUUAUCUAGGCGUCUUCAAUAAGACCAACAAUGGCAAUUCAUCAAACCAUGUUAUAGCAAUCGAGAUGGAUUCCAUUCAAAAUUUGGAAUUCGAUGACAUCGAUAGUAACCAUGUUGGUAUUGAUAUCAAUGACUUGAAAUCCGUCGAUUCGGCUCCGGCGUCUUAUUUCAGUGAUCAAGAGAACCGAUAUGUGAACUUGACCCUCUCCAGCGGACGCACCUUGCAACUCUGGGUGGAAUAUUGUGGUGUACAGAAGCAACUUAAUGUUACUUUAGCUCCAUUUGAAGUCCCUAAACCAAAGACCCCUCUCUUGUCCUUUAACAUUGAUCUUUCUCCAACCAUAGUAGAUCCUAUGUUUGUGGGCUUCUCAUCAUCUACUGCUGUCUCCAAAGCACCUCAUUAUGUGUUAGGUUGGAGCUUUAAGAUGAAUGGGAAAGCAAAAGAUCUCACUCUCUCCCAACUUCCUAAGCUUCCUCGAAUGGGACCUAAAACAGAACCUAGAAUUUUUACCAUUGGAUUUCCUGUGAUUGGUGCUAGUUUCAUGCUCAUGUCCAUCUUCAUCAUCCAAAUUAUUGUAGCAAGGAGGAAGAAGUUCGCAGAAGUUUAUGAAGAUUGGGAACUUGAAUAUGGACCUCAAAGGUUCAAAUAUAAAGAUCUUUACAUAGCAACCAAAGGAUUUGAUGACAAGGAGCUUCUUGGUAGUGGUGGCUUUGGUAAGGUUUACAAAGGUAUAUUACCCACUUCAAAAGUAGAAGUUGCAGUGAAGAGAGUAUCACAUGAUUCAAGACAAGGGGUGAAGGAAUUCAUUGCCGAGAUCGUUAGCAUCGGUAAAUUGCAGCAUCGAAACAUAGUGACACUCUUGGGGUAUUGCCGACGUCAAGGAGAGCUCCUUCUAGUCUAUGAUUUCAUGCCCAACGGGAGUCUAGACAAGUUCCUUUUUAAUCAAUCUACAACAACAUUGAGCUGGAAUCAAAGAUUUCAAAUAAUCAAAAGUGUGGCAUCGGCGUUACUGUAUCUUCAUGAAGAAUGGGAACAAGUUGUGAUUCACAGAGAUGUGAAGUCUAGUAAUGUGAUGUUAGACAAGGAGCUAAAUGGAAGAUUGGGAGAUUUUGGGCUUGCAAGAUUAUAUGAUCAUGGAUGUGAUCCUAAAUCCACCCAUGUGGUGGGGACCUUUGGUUAUAUUGCACCAGAACUUUGUAAAACUGGUAAAGCAAGCCCUAGUGUGGAUGUGUUUGCAUUUGGGAUUUUUUUGCUUGAAGUUGCUUGUGGUAGGAGACCUAUACAGUUUCAUGAAUCAGAAGAGCGUCUUGUGUUGCUGGAAUGGGUGAUCUCGAGUUUCAAUAUGGGUGUGAUUCUUGAAACUGCAGAUCCCAAAUUGGAGAUGAAUUAUGAAGUGGAGGAAAUGGAAUUGGUGUUAAAACUUGGAUUGCUUUGCUCUCAUUCCAUUCCAACUGCAAGGCCAUCUAUGCGACAAGUUAUGUACUUUUUGGAGGGAGAGGCUUCACUACCAGAGCUGCGAUCUCUUAAUGGGAGCCUUUUUUUCACUGCAGAAGGUACUGGUGAUGAUGUCUCUAUUUGGUUUCCUUACCAUAUGAGUGCAGUGACUCCGCAAUCAUCCAUUGCAGAUUCUCUACUCUCUGGAGGACGUUGAUGACUCUUAUCUGAUUAAAGGUUAUUUGAUAGGUGUUAAACUUAUAUGAUGCAAACUUGCAAGGCAAAGCCUUUGUUGAUGGCACGGACUGAGCGCCCCCCCCCCCCCCCCCCCUGUGAGCUUUUGUUCUUAAUAGUUCUUAAUAGUUUUCUUUUCUCUAUGGCGGAUUGAGCCACCUUUAGGUUUGAAGGUGUCAAAUAAUUUGUAACCUACUUUUUAGCCCAUUUAAUGUAUUUAUUUUUUUAUUU